AUGUCUGUCCCGGGGGAAUUUCCAGCAGCGCCGAUGACAUAUCGGGAGCGGCUGGCGCAGUUCAAAAUCUUGGAGGAGAAGAGACUUGAGCUGAUCGAGGAGCUAUUAGACAAGCUUGAGAAGACCGAGUCACGCCUCGCACAAACUGAGCUCGACCUCAACUCCGAACAGAAUGUUAGGCGGACGUUGCAGGCUGAAGCCUCCGACUCGAAAGUGAGAGAAGAAGUGUUAGUUCAAAAGCAGGCACGGCGGCCGUUCGUAUUAGUUCUUAUCGACGCAGACGCAGAUGGAUUCCUCUUCCAUGACAAGUACAUCACCCGUAAAGCCCAAGGCGGUGAAGCACUAGCCGACGAGCUCCUCAACCGAACACGCGAGUACCUCCGCCCACAGUUUGAGGAUGCAGACUCCUUAGACAUCAUCGUGCGAGUGUAUGCCAACCUUGAAGGCAUGGCAAACUACCUCGUUCGAAUGGACAAAGUUAGGAAUCUGGGGCAGUUGAGAGCUUUUUCAACAGGAUUCUGCGGGCGUAUGUCGAGCUUUGAUUGGAUUGAUACCGGGGUGGGUAAAGAAGGUGGAUCUGGGAGGAAAGUACGAGAGAGCCUCGCGUUCUACACAACAAACUGCCAUCUCCGGCACAUCAUCGUAGGCUGCUCGCCCGCCAAUCUUCCAGCCUCACUUCUCUCGAGUAUACCCCUCGAAAAGGUUACGCUCAUUGAGUCGAUACCGCUACCUGCCGCACUCACCACACUUCCCAUUAAAGUCACAAGGUUCACCACAUUGUUCCUAGGGCCCCCAUCACCUAAGUCGCCAAAACCUCGAGGGCAGAAUGGACCACAACUGCAGCUCAUGCAGCAGGAAGAGGAUGGAGGUGGAUCGACAUGGCUAGUGAUUCAGCCGGAGAGGAGCAAGAGUCAGAGCGCUGGGGUGAGGAGGAGAGAGCGUGGUGGAAGUUCGGACGGGAAUGACAGCUUGAGUAUUAGCAUUGGGCCGGACAAUACUGUUAGUGUUGAUAGUGGGAGGCGGCGGCGGAUCAUGGGUUAGCACUGUUAGUACUCAGGUGAGCGCAAGAGAAGCAGGGAUAGCGAUAGAGGAAGGACCAAGACUGAAAAGCAUUUCCGGGGCGGCAACAACCGAGGGUAAACGGUUGCAUACGAGAAGUACUUGGUCAAGUUUGAUAGCAUAGCGUGGCAUCAGCAUUUUCAGCAUAUACGCAGUGUAGAAUACCUACACCGCAAAUUUUGAUUCGCUGUCUUUUGCAUCCCAGUACUGACGCUUAGCGCCCUAGUUGAGUAACGUCAACGAGUAGAGGCCUUAGCUCGGAUAUCCACGAAGCC
Cucurbitaria berberidis CBS 394.84 is the source of this 1334-nucleotide messenger RNA. RefSeq lists its product as uncharacterized. The record is from RefSeq and is a predicted model, not a curated record. The coding region runs from base 1 to 1041 and encodes 346 amino acids. NCBI's taxonomy places the organism in Eukaryota, Fungi, Ascomycota, Dothideomycetes, Pleosporales, Cucurbitariaceae. The transcript has 5 exons.